UUUAAGGAAAUAUUGGGUGAGCUUUUGAAGUUCAAUGGGAGAGAACAAGCCUCUCGAAAGCUUGUAACUAUCAUUUUAUAUUGCUGUAAUUUUCUGUUUUUCAAUCAAAUACUCAUUUUCUUCCUUAAUUUCUGCCAUUAAAGUAUCCAAGCUAUGUCAGUUCAUAGCAAAUGGUAUCAGAGCAGAACAAUUCUGGGAGAAUAGAGUGUUGAUUUUCGAGUUUUCAAAAAAAAAAAAAAAAAAAAAAAAAAAUCGUCAAUGGAGUUCGCCGGAAAAGGUGCAGCGAAACAGAUGGAAAUAUGGAUCCGAGAGGAGUUUGCAGACAUGACACGCAAAAGGGAUCGAGGUAUCUCGAAUCUCGACGAAGAAGCGAGAAUCCGACGGGAGCUUCAACUCCCUGAGUUUAAUGGAAAAAACCUGGAUGAAUGGAUUGAGGAUUUGGAAGAUUUUGUCCAUUUCUUCCGAUUAAAUGAGGAGUCGAAGUUUAAGGCGGCCAUAAUCGCAUUUGCAGGCGACGCACAACAAUGGUUCGAAGAAGAACAUCGGCGAUGGCCGUUCAAUGGGUGGCAGGAAAUGAAGAAGCACUUGUUGAGGAGCUUCAAUUCUUCGAUGACAACUCAGAGGGGUUGGGAUGGUAUGGUCAAGCACCAGAAUAUCUCCCCGAGUUACAGUCAUGGUGGAAUGAGUGAUAUUACGGGUUGUUGUACCAAGGGUAAUGGUAAACUGGUGGUGCCAAAAAGCAACCAAGAAAAUCUGGUGUGGCAAGAGAAGGUUGUGGAAGGAACAAAAGAGAUUCAGGCAACCUCCAAUGUGGACUGUCACACCAUGUUCAUCGCGAUCUCACCUGAAUCAAAACCGAAGGGAAGUUUCAUGGUGGGGUUAACAACAAAAGAAGUCUCAGAGCAAAAGGGAACAGUAGAUGAAGGAGGGCUCAAGGGCUGCAAAAAUGGAACGACACCAAGCUGCUUCACCGGUGGCAGGUGCGGUGGUGGGUUUGAUAAGGUUGCAGGUGAACCACAUGGAGGGAAAUUCGAGCGUGGUGGGGCGGCAGAAUGUGGAUCUGGCGGUGGUCCGGGUAAUUCUGCCGGAUCUGGUAAGUUCGGUGUUGGAACCGCCUCAUAUGGUGGCCUGAGAAAAAAUUUCGGUGGCUGGAAUAGAGGAGAGUGCUUUUCAAAAGGGGCUGCUGCAGCGAGUGGGUCAGGCGGUGGACCCGGUUAUUUUGCCGGAGUAAGUUCCGGCGAUGGGCUAACCUUCGUCGGCUGUGGAACUUGUGGUGACUUGAAGACGGCAGAAGAGGAGUUUGUGAAGGGUGGAUCGGAAGUAAGUGGGUCUGGUGGUGGAACUGGACACUACUCGGGUAAGAGCACCGGCGGUGCUCUCUAUGUCUUCGCCGGCGAAAAUUCUGGAGGUGGAGUGUAUGGAGUACAGUGGAGAUUGCACAAGAAGUUUACAGAGGAAGAGGUGUAUGGGAGAAGCUUCACGGUAGAAAAAAAUCAAAAUGAGGAAGGUAAGGAUAAUUUGGUCAAAACCCAAAAAGUUGACAUCACCCCUAAUGCUAGGCACGUGCUUCCUUUUUUCUGUCAAAAAGACAACAAAUUUAUUUUAUUUAGUAAAGCAAAGUCUGAAGUUGGGCUCUACCCUUUACAGCCACCUCAUUAUUCAGUUCAUGAGGUCAAAAUUAUAAAUGGGCUUAUAAAAUCUAAGUCCAACUUUCUGUUAUGUCACUCUAUCCAAGUUUUAAAAAAAGACCACCCUCACUCCUCCAACCCAGAACCUAGCGGCCCAUGUGGAUAUUUUAUUUCUAAACCCACUUUCCUCCCACCAAGUCUGAAACCCAUUUACACCUAUAAUUUUACUCAGCCCAAACCCAAUCUCUCUUCCCAGUUUUUCAUUUUCCAUUUUCCUUCCCUUAAGCCCAAUCUGCCACCAAAUUGCAAACCCACUUUUGAGAGCCUUACGUCUAAAACUAACCUCACCCCUCCCGCUUAUAUUUCCACACCCAAACCACCAAACCCAACUUUCCCGCACCAAAUUCAAAGUUACGUAUCCAUCUUUUCCUCCCACCUCAACCAUAACUUUAUACUCUUUCAAGACAGCUUUCAUUUACCUACAACACUCACCAAAGAGGAGCUUGAACGCCAAUGGAAGCCGGGCAUCAAUUUCCAACAAAACAAUGUCAACUGCUGCCGAGGUCGGGAAUUCAGCGCUGAUUACUAUCCACCUUGAGGACAAGGUGGAAGUUUGGGCGGCCGGUAAUGCUAUGAACUGAUAUUUUAGGGUAAGGGUAAUCUAGGUAGUUUUGUUAAGAAAAUUACUCUAUAUAUAGGGUUAAGGAGAGAGAAGAAAGUAUGCUGAAAAUUGUUAAGGAAAUAUUGGGUGAGCUUUUGAAGUUCAAUGGGAGAGAACAAGCCUCUCGAAAGCUUGUAACUAUCAUUUUAUAUUGCUGUAAUUUUCUGUUUUUCAAUCAAAUACUCAUUUUCUUCCUUAAUUUCUGCCAUUAAAGUGUCCAAGCUAUGUCAGUUCAUAGCAGUAUCUUACUAGAGCAAUGCAAUGCCAGUGGGAUUGAUUAGUGUGACUUUCUAUGUAUUACCAAGAACUUAGUUUGGCACUAAAAAGAGAGUACGAACAAGGUAUAGAAAGGAGUAAAUGUGUAUAUUCAAGCUCCCAUCUUGUUGUAAAUUUUGAGCCUCUAGUUUAUGCUAAUUUUAUGCUUUGGUGUAUUGUUAAGCUAGCUUGGCAAAUCCAUAUUUUUUUUGUAUGGUAUAUUUAGUAAAAGUUAAAGCAUUGGCGUCCGAGUAUGUAAUGAAGAACAUCUUACUUUUGGUUGAGUGAUGGAAAGAGAGUGAUAAUAUAGUUCAGUAAUAAUUGAGGAUUAGUAACAUCUUGUUAUAUCUAUAAAAAUUUUGAGCUUCUAUUUUAUGCUUUGGUGUAUUGUUAAGCUUAAUGUUAGCUUGGCAGAUCCAUAUUUUUUUUGUAUGGUAUAUUUAGUAAAAGUUAAAGCAUUGGCGUCCGAGUAUGUAAUGAAGAACAUCUUACUUUUGGUUGGGUGAUGGAAAGAGAGUGAUAAUAGUUCAGUAAUAAUUGAGGAUUAGUAACAUCCUGUUAUAUCUAUAAAAAUGAGGAUUGAGGAGUUGGGACUAUAUCACAAUUAUUUCUAGAUGGAGAGUAAGUACAACUUGGAUUAUCCCUAUCCAGUGUAUGUAGUUGAAGAUAUUAGGAAGUUCAUGAAUGCAAGUGACAAAGGUAGAGGACUGGAGGUAUAUGGUAGUAUUUAUUCUGAGUGUCAAGACAAUCUUCUUUAUAACUUCAAGUAGAUACAGUCAUGUCUUAUGGCUUCAAUUGAACUGCUCUUAUUUUCUAUCAGUCAUCCCUAACUGAAUCUGCAUUGAUUCAGUGUUCCUGUUCUCUCGAUGUAGAAGCGUCGAAACUUUUAUGUUGUGAAAUGCUUGUAAACAAAUAGAGGUAUCACUGUAUCAACAAUUAUAGACACAUGUACUGCAUCAAUACAAGGAUUUUGGUUGUAACCUUUAACAUGUAGAAGUCGGAUUACUUAUUAGACCUCUAGCACUUAAUAAGUAACAAGUAAUUUUUCUUAGUCACAAUAAUCUAUUGUCUUGAAAUUACUCCUAGAAUAUGAGUCAUAGUGCCUCAAAAUUCGGUGCUUGUGCUGUUUUUUUUCUGGCCCUGGGUGUUAGAAGAAGCGAGAUGGUUAAGUUUAUGUCAGAGUUAUGCUACUAAGUCCUACAGGUUAUCAAAACAGUUGUAAAGUUUCAUGGAUGUUUUAUAUUAUGUUGCUUCCCUCAUGCCUUAUAUUCAUAUGAUUGUUCGUCACAGUUUGGGUUCAAGGUGUUUUUUCACCUCCAAGGAAAAAGGAAGAUUUGGUUUUUGCAAUCAUGAAUGAUUUUUCUAUGAUGUUUGCUCUUUUUUCACUACAAGUUUGAUAGCAAUUUAUCCUCAUUCAUGCUAUUCAUUUCUUCUGAAAUAUACUGUGAAAUAGUUCUUAUUGCUUUUCUUAGUGUCACCUUAUAAUUAUUUCUAAUUUGAUUUAUCUAUAUAAUGUAGUGAAGCAGUAACCACUAUAUCUUGUUUUUGCUCCUAAAAUUUCGUCUGAAACAUAUCAUGCAGACACCCACUAAUGAUGACUGCAUUAUUGCAACCAACGAUCUUCAUGAAUCUGCAACUAUUGUUAUAACAUAUUGUUAUGAUGAAAAUGAGGUUUCCCAUUGUCCGGAACUUAAUCCUGGUCAUAAAAAAUUACGCCUUUUUCAAGAGGGAUUGGAGGCCAUUAAGAGAAUAACAACUGCUACAGCAGACUUCUAUUUUGUUCUCUAUUCCAUCUACAUGUCAUGAUAGUGUUGUAGAUAAUCUUCUCUCUUUCUGUAAAUGUAUUAGGUAUAGGGUAUGAGUAUGUGUGUGUAUUGUUAAUUACGUAUUGCGUGUGUGGUAUGUGGUAUAAGAGCAUUCUUAUUCAUGAUUGAGAAUAAAGAUCAAGUUGAUGAUCAUGAAAAAAGUGCUCUUAGUCACAAUUGAAAAAAAGAUUGUGAGGUGAGUGGAUUGGGAGAAAAAAAAUACAUGGGAUGAGUGAAAUGAUGAAUAAGAUUUUAGGAUGAGAGAUGCCAAGUGUCACAUUUUGAGUGGAUUUUAAAAUAUUGCAACGAUUUUAUUUUAGAAAAUACAAAGUGAGAUAUCUUUUA
Molecule: messenger RNA, 4694 nt
Organism: Beta vulgaris subsp. vulgaris (sugar beet)
Lineage: Eukaryota; Viridiplantae; Streptophyta; Magnoliopsida; Caryophyllales; Amaranthaceae
Exons: 2
Coding region: 259-2226 (655 amino acids)
Source: RefSeq, a predicted model, not a curated record